Eruca vesicaria subsp. sativa (arugula) is the source of this 1728-nucleotide messenger RNA. The record is from the annotation of a GenBank genome assembly. Lineage: Eukaryota; Viridiplantae; Streptophyta; Magnoliopsida; Brassicales; Brassicaceae.
AUGGAGGAGGAGAAGGAUAGUAGAGUAAUCAGCGACAUAUUAACCAUGUCGCAGGGAGCCAUGGACCGUCGCGAGCGCAUGAAACUAGAGGUGUUCGACGAGGUCAUCCUUCGUCUCCGUAAAUCUGAUAUUAUUGAAACGGAUCUUCCCGGUUUCGCCGACGAUCUCUGGGCUCACUUUAAUCGCCUCCCGGCCCGGUAUGCAUUGGAUGUGAAUGUGGAGAGGGCUGAAGACGUUGUGAUGCACCAGAGAUUGCUUCUUUCAGCUAUUGAUCCACAGAACAGGCCUGCUUUCCAAGUCCGUCUCGUCCAGCAACUAAAACCUCUGCCUUUUCCACGUUCCAGCAUUCAUCCUCCCCCUGCCUUUGGUUCUUCUCCCAAUCUUGAAGCACUUGCGCUUGCUGAGUGUGACAACUCUGUCCGUAACCAUUCCCGGUAUGUUCUUUCUUAUAACAUCAAAUGUCUUUCCUUUCCUUCUGGCAUUCUAAUAUUGAUUUUCUCUUGCAGCCCCUUGCAUGAGAUCACCUUUUCCACAUUAGACAAACCUAAACUCCUUUUCCAGUUUACUGCAUUGCUUGCUGAGCUUGGCCUCAACAUUCAAGAGGCCCAUGUUUUUUCUACAACUGAUGGCUUCUCACUUGAUGUUUUUGUCGUUGAUGGUUGGCCCUACGAGUGUCAUGUCUUGCUGUGUGUUAUUAAUGAAUUUCAUUACAUUCAGUUGCAGGAUCAAAGCUGGCCUAUGCAGCAAUCCUUCUCUCCUGAAAAGGGGAACGGGACAGCGAAAGAUCAUGUCGCAAUACCCACUGAUGGAACUGAUGUUUGGGAAAUCAACCUUAAACAAUUAAAAUUCGGGCAUAAGAUAGCAUCUGGUUCUUAUGGAGAUCUGUAUAAAGGUACAUACUAUAGCCAGGAAGUUGCUGUUAAAAUCCUCAAGCCAGAGCGUCUAGAUUCUGAGCUAGAGAAAGAAUUUUCCCAAGAAGUCUUUAUUAUGAGGAAAGUUAGGCACAAAAACGUUGUUCAGUUCAUUGGUGCUUGCACCAAGCCUCCACAUCUUUGUAUUGUUACAGAAUUCAUGCCCGGUGGAAGUGUAUAUGACUAUCUACACAAGCAAAAGGGCGUGUUUAAGCUUCCAGCUUUGUUUAAAGUAGCUAUAGAUAUUUGCAAAGGGAUGAACUACUUACACCAAAAUAACAUAAUUCACAGAGAUUUGAAGGCUGCCAACCUUCUAAUGGACGAAAAAGAGGUUGUUAAGGUUGCAGAUUUUGGGGUGGCUAGAGUAAAAGCACAAACUGGAGUUAUGACAGCUGAAACUGGAACAUAUCGCUGGAUGGCUCCGGAGCUUCCAUAUGAAUACAUGACGCCAUUGCAGGCAGCGGUAGGGGUGGUCCAAAAGGGAUUAAGGCCAAAAAUACCGAAGAAGACGCAUCCGAAAAUGAGAGAGCUAAUGGAGAGAUUGUGGGAGAAGGAUCCAACGCUGAGACCAGACUUCGCAGAGAUCAAAGAGCAGCUAGAAGAGAUAGCCAAGGAAGUAAGUAAGAGAAGGAAAUAUCAGGUGGUUAUGAAAGUAAAAGUAGUUGAAUUAAAUGUUUGUUUGUGUGUGUGUGUGGUAGGUAGGAGAACAAGAGGAGGAGAAGAAAAAAAGAGCAUCAACAGGAGGAGGGGGUAUCUUUGCAGCACUGAGGAGAAGUGCAACAACACAUCAUUGAAAAACAUAGGUAUAGCAAUUUGA